CCCUUUUUAUUUUGGUGGAAGUGGGAACCGAAAAAGAAAACCCUAGCUCUCUCUGGCCCGUCCCUUCCGGUGAAAAACAGGAGAAAUCUUCAAAUUUCCUGAAAUUGAAUCCGAAACGGUGAAAUUGACUUAGGGUUUCGUCUCAGGAGGCCGGAUUGGAAUCCCAAAUCAUGCUCUUGCUUCGUGAUCUUGACGACUGUUGGAGGAAGCGAUGAUUCGGCGUGUUACGGUUAAGCUUUAAUUUUUGGUGUAUCAGAUCUCAAAAAUGUGUGGGGGCAUGUAGGAUGGAAUGUCAAGUUUGGGGCGUCUCGGUUUGAGGAAUUGUUGAUGGAAAAUAGAAUAGAGGUUUCACAUGGCACUGAAAUUCCCAGGAAAUCGAGAUCUUUGGAUCUUAAGAGUUUGUACAAGUCCAGGAGUAGAAAAGAGGCUGAAAAUCAGAGCCUGAAGAGAAAAGGGAGUGAGGACGACGACGACGACGGUGGGGACAAGAAGAAGAGGAGUAGGAAAGAGGUGUCUCUCAGUAGUCUCAAGAAUGUUAAUACUAGUAGUAGCAAGAAGAGUAUAGAUAAAGUUUUUCAUAGAGGGUUGGAUUCUGGUUCACAUGAUCCGGACGCAUUCAAAUCGGGGUCAAGUCAAAAAUUGGAUAGCAGUAGUGGGUUAAAUGGCGUUUCAAAGCUUAGUUUGGAUAAUAGUGGCAUUCAAAUCCCGAGGCGUAAGAGGGGAUUCGUGGGGCGAAAAAAAUGUGAGGGUGCUCAGCUUUUGAAGCUGUCUGAUGAGUCUGCUGGUAGAGCAACUAGUGUUGAUCAGAAUCAUCAGAUAGCUAAGUUAAGUGGUGAUGAUUUGGGUACUCAAGCUGAGGCCUGGAAGGCCAUAAGAAACAAAGGUUUGGAUGAAUGCAAAGAAAAUAUAAAUAGCGAGUUGAAUGCAACUUCACAUGCAAAGAAAGAAAAUGUUCUUGAGAGGCAGUCAGUUGCAAGCAAUGGUAAUUCAUCUUUGAAAAAGUCCCGGAGGAAUCGUCGGAAAAGGAAGGACUUGUCACCUGAUAGUAAAACUGAUGCAAAGGAAGCUGAGCCUUUAGUCAAUAGUUCUACUAAAGCAUGCCAGACUUCACAAGAAGACGAGGAGGAGAAUCUUGAAGAGAAUGCAGCGAGGAUGCUUUCAUCGAGGUUUGAUCCAAGCUGUACUGGGUUUUCAUUAAACACCAAGGCUUCUGCGAUGCAAUCUUCAAACGGGUUGUCUAAUCAGUCAUCUCCUGGUCAGGAUUUUGAUAGUCACAUGUCGAAGUCAUUUUCUGGAUCAGAAUCUCAAUCUGUUGAUAAUGCUGGUAGAGUGCUGAGGCCCAGGGCCAGGAAGCAGCACAAAGAAAAGAAAGGUACGAGGAAGAGGCGCCACUUCUAUGAAAUCUUCUUUGGGGACUUGGAUGUUUGUUGGGUAUUGAACCGUAGGAUCAAGGUCUUCUGGCCUUUGGACCAAAGUUGGUAUUAUGGCCUUGUGAAUGCUUAUGACAAGGAGAAAAAACUUCACCAUAUUAGAUACGAUGACCGUGAAGAAGAAUGGGUUGAUCUUCAACAUGAGAGGUUCAAGCUCUUGCUACUUCCUACUGAAGUUCCUGGUAAGGCAAAGCAGAAAAAAUCAUUCAUGCAAAUUACAAGUUCUGAAGAGAGAGAAGGAAACUUGAAACCCAGAAAAGAGAAGAAAAAGAGAGACUCGAUGUCGGAGGACGAUAGCUGCAUAGGCAGCUGUAUGGAUUCUGAACCUAUUAUUUCAUGGUUGUCGCGAUCUACCCGUCGGAUCAAGUCUCCUUCUCAUGCUGUGAAGAAGCAAAAAACAACUGGUCCAUCUCCAAAGUCCGUGCCAACUUUGUCUGACAGUACUGGCACUUUACAUGGGUGUUUGAGUGAUGUUUCCUCUAGAAGGGAUACAAAUAAAUUAUCUUGUAAUUCCGGCAGAUCAUCUGAUCCUGUGAGGGAAGAGAAGCCUGCUCCAGAAGGCAACUCCGAAGAUAGCAAAAUGCCUAUUGUUUAUUAUCGGAAGCGAUUGCGCAAGACUGGCUCUGUACUGUCUCAAAUAUACAAGGAUGAGCAUGCUUCCAUGCAUGGACAUCAUUGUUGUACUUCUGUUACUCCUGUUGAGGAGGUUUGGGACUUGGAAGAGCCAGAUGAUUUUGUUGUUAUAUUGGAUCGCAGUUGGCCAUUGUGGUAUAGUGAUGAUGCAGGGUUGCUAAAGUUAACUCUUCCUUGGAUAGAAUCAGGAAAAGUCAAAUUUAAAUGCCUUCCACUGCAUUCACUAAUGAAUGAUUCUCUUGGAGUAGAGUUGUUACGGUUCUUUCAUGCUGCAAUGCUGCUUCGGCAUGGUGUAGUGGUGACCACAUGGCCAAAGGUUCAUUUGGAGAUGCUCUUUGUUGAUAAUGUAGUUGGACUGAGGUUUCUUUUGUUUGAAGGUUGCUUGAAGCAGGCGGUGGCCUUUGUUUCUCUUAUCCUGACAUUAUUUCAUCACCCUAAUGAACAGGGGAAGCUUACUGAUUUCCAGUUACCAGCAACUUCAAUCAGGUUUAAAUUCUCCUGUGUUCAGCAUCUUGGAAAGCAACUUGUGUCUGCUUUCUACAACUUCUGUCAAGUUAAAAAUUCAACAUGGAUGUACCUAGACAAUAAACUCAGGAGGCAUUGUUUACUCGCCAAAAAACUGCCUCUGUCUGAAUGCACCUUUGAUAAUAUCCAGGCACUUCAAAAUGGAAUAAAUCAGUCACCUUCUAUGUCUCUUUGCGGGCAACCCUCUGUCAAGGGUACACGGAAGAGGUCCAGGCAGGGCAUUAACUUCAUGGGCAGUUCUCGGGAAGUUAGUUUUGUAAAUAUCAGCCAUUCUGCUACUCAUUCUGAUGAGCUUCACAGAAAGCUUCCCCCACUUGCUCUAUCUUUUACAGCUGCACCUACUUUCUUCAUUAAUUUGCAUCUUAAGUUGCUUAUGGAACACAGUGUUGCUAAUAUCUGCUUUCAAGACCAUGAUUCAGAAAUUACUCCCGAGAACAAUUUGAAGGCUCCAGAAAAUGUGGCUACCUCUGGUGGGUCCUGUACUAAAGUGGUAACAGAAACAUCUCUUUCUAUUUGCAGUCAGCGCGGUCGGUUAAAGUCAUCUCAGCUUUACCAAAAUUGUGUUGUUAAUGUUGCUGGAGCCUCUUCUAGGACUUUCGCUGGCAGAGAUAAAUCCAAAACUAGUUCCCGUUCUAUUGUGAAUGGGCUUACUGUUGAAAUUCCAUCUUUUGACCAUUUUGAGAAGCCUGUGGAGAGGGAGUUACAAAGUGCUCAACAGCCUACAGAUUUUCAACAGCCUACAGUUUUUUCAUUGAAUAUGAAUGGUAGCAUUAUCCCCAGUCCCAGCCCCACUGCUCCCAGAAGUACAGGGCAGCGAAAUAGAAAUAAUAUGUCAUCAUUUGGAAACCUCUCACAUCGUUGGUCAGAUGGAAAGGCUGACAUUUUCCAUAAUGGUUUUGGUAAUGGACCGAAGAAGCCCCGAACUCAAGUCUCAUACACAUUGCCUUGUGGAGGUUUUGAUGUCAGCUCUAAGCAAAGAAAUGUUCACAAAGGGCUUCCUAAUAAGCGAAUUAGAAGGGCCAGCGAGAAGAGGUCAUCAGACAUUUCCAGAGGUUCCGAAAGGAACUUGGAGCUCUUAUCCUGUGAGGCAAAUGUGUUAAUUUCUGCAAGUGACAGAGGGUGGAGAGAAUGUGGGGCACGUGUAGUAUUAGAACUCUUUGAUAAUAGUGAGUGGAAGCUUGCUGUAAAACUUUCAGGGACUACGAAGUAUUCAUACAAAGCACAUCAAUUUUUGCAGCCUGGGUCAACAAACCGCUAUACUCAUGUUAUGAUGUGGAAAGGAGGAAAGGAUUGGAUCUUGGAGUUUCCAGAUAGGAGCCAGUGGGCCCUUUUCAAGGAGAUGCAUGAAGAGUGUUACAAUCGGAACCUUCGGUCUGCGUCAGUUAAAAACAUACCUAUUCCUGGUGUUCGCUUAGUAGAAGAUAUUGAUGAUAAUGGAACAGAAAUAGCAUUUCUUCGCAGUUCUACCAAGUACUUUCAGCAGAUGAAAACCGAUGUUGAGAUGGCUUUAGAUCCAUCUCGUCUCUUGUAUGACAUGGAUAGUGAUGAUGAGCGAUGGAUUUUGAAGUUUCAAAAUUCUUCAGAAGUUGAAAAGAGUAGCUCAAUGGAGAUUGGCGAGGAGAUGUUUGAGAAGACAAUGGACAUGUUUGAGAAGGCUGCAUAUGUUCGGCAAUGUGAUCAGUUCACAUCUGAAGAAAUAGAAGAGUUCAUGACUGGUAUUGGGCCCAUCGAUUUGAUUAAAACCAUUUAUGAGCAUUGGCGUCAGAAACGGCUGAGAAAGGGAAUGCCUUUAAUCCGACAUCUCCAGCCACCGUCAUGGGAGACGUAUCAAAAACAAGUGAGGGAGUGGGAGCAAGCUAUGACCAAGAUGAAUAACACACUCGCAAAUGGUGGCCGUGAGAAAGCUGCAGCAGUUGAGAAGCCACCGAUGUAUGCUUUUUGUCUGAAACCACGGGGCCUGGAAGUUCCCAAUAAGGGAUCAAAGCAACGGUCACAGAAGAAAUUUUCUAUUUCUGCACAUACCAAUGCGGUGUUAGGAGAUCAGGAUGGUUUCCAUCCUAUUGGAAGGAGAUCAAAUGGGUUUGCCUAUGGUGAUGAAAAAAUUGCAUAUUCAGGCCAUAACUAUGAAUCUUUAGAUGACUCUCCAUUGUCUCAGACGUCGCCCAGGGUUUUUUCACCAAGGGAUGCAGCAAACAUCUUUAUGAGCAAUGAUGGUUUUGAGAGGAAUCAUCUUCACAGAAUUGACAGAAGCAAGUCAAAGAAAUAUCGGACAAUAGCAUCCUCUGUUGACCCCCAGAUGGUGUCUCCAUAUAAUCAUAGAGUGGUACGAAACAGAAAUGGAGUUCAUAGAGGGAAUAUUGGUUUCCCGGAGUGGUCAAGCCAGUCAUAUUAUCAACCAGAUGUUGCUCAGAGGCUUGUAAAUGCGCAUGGCUUUGAUCAUGAUGAGUUUAGGCUUCGUGAGGCAUCCGGUGCUGCUCAGCAUGCACAUAACUUAGCCAAGCGUAAGAGAGAAAAUGCUCGCAGAUUGUUUUACAGAGCAGAUCUAGCAAUGCACAAGGCUGUGGUUGCUCUCAUGACUGCGGAAGCAAUCAAAGCUUCUUCAGAGGACUACGACUAUGACUACGACUCUGAGUCCGACUCCUUCUCCAUCUCCGACUCUGACACCGAUUCAGACAGUGAAGAGUAGAGCAUUAAAAUUAAAUGUGAGAUGACAGAAUGAAAAUUCCCCUAUCCCUUUCAGCUCGCUGUUGUGCAGCCGGAGAAUACAUAUAGACAUGGACAAUGUUUUUGUCAAUAGUGGUGGGAUUUUUUGUGUUUGUUCACAGAUACCAUAGAGAAAUUCUAACAUGAGAGAGCCGUGAACAGUAUGGGCGGGAAAGAAAUCAUUGCUCCAACGAAGCUGCAGACUUCCUGAUUCUUCUUCUGAGCGAGAUUUUUUUUUUUUUUUCCAGUUUGAGGUCUGCUCAGUUCAGUCAGUGCAAUUGUUGUACUGGUCCUGCAGGGGUUAGGGGGUGUGUGAAAUUUUGGCUGCCAAUCUCGUUGUACAGAUCUUUUCUUUUCCUCUGUUCUUUCUCCCCAUAACCUCGGCUUUUUCAGUGUUUAGUAUUAAAGGAGCAUUUUGCCCAAAUAAUACACCACUCGGAAAAAAAAAGAAAAAGAAAAAAGGGAAUUACCAUUUCCUGUUAAA
Molecule: messenger RNA, 5775 nt
Organism: Rosa rugosa (rugosa rose)
Lineage: Eukaryota; Viridiplantae; Streptophyta; Magnoliopsida; Rosales; Rosaceae
Exons: 5
Coding region: 328-5274 (1648 amino acids)
Biological process (GO): regulation of transcription by RNA polymerase II
Cellular component (GO): piccolo histone acetyltransferase complex
Source: RefSeq, a predicted model, not a curated record